ACAUCGCAACAAGAAUCAGCUGUCUGAAGAAUAAAGAAAGAAAGAUACCCCCCUUUGUGAUCGGUUACUACCAGUAAAGGGCUUUCUAAUUCCAUUCCACUAGCACAAAUUUAGCUUAAUUUUCUAUGACUUAUUGAUCUGUGAAGUAACAUGGAAGCUGAAGCAAACGAUCUCGUCUAUUACCUGAUUUUCUUGUUAAUUGUAUUUUUCAUCUCAGUUGGUUACUUUUUUGUUUAUUCGGGGCUAUUUGCUACUAUUGAAAUCAGAGCUCAACGCCCUCCCUUUACCAAUUUGCGUAUUGCUUAUAAAUUUGCCCGAGGACCAUACAAAAACGCAGGUCACCUCUUUACAGAAGCACAUAGCUUAAUACCUGAUUUGAAAACCAUAGGAAUAUACUAUGAUGAUCCACAACAGGUGAACCCAUCAGAGCUGAGAUAUUGUGUUGGAGUAAUUCUAUCUGAAGGAGAAUCUGAACCUGACAAUGCUCAUCUUUCUACUUUUCUUGAGCACGGUUUCAAGGAAUUAGUUUUGCCAGCAGUAGAUCAUGCUGUACUUACAACUUUUCCUUUCAAUAACACUGUAUCCAUUUUUAUUGGAGUAGCACGUGUGUACCCUAAACUUGCUGAAUAUAUCAAGGAAAGCAAUCUGUGUGCACAUCCUAUGAUAGAAAUUUAUGAAAAUGAUAAGAUUGUCUUCAUGUCACCUCUAUCUAGACAGGAUGAAUUUUAUGUUGAAGAAACCCUAGAAGCUGAUGAAUUAGCAAACUCAACUGUUGAUGUGUCAGAAAAUCAAGAUUCAGAACUUGCACAAGAACCAAGCCAUCACCAGUAUGAUCACACUGAAGAUGAACAAGAAGAAAUUGAGAAAACAGAAAUCAAUGGAGUAGAAGAUAGUGAUUCGGGAUCAUCUUUUGAAGAAUUGAAUCAUUCAUAAAUCAUCCUAAAAUAUUUCUGAUAGAUUGUACUCUUCUAGUGGACUACAGGCUUUUUCUCUACUCAUUUAAUGAGUUUUAAAUAUUUCUGUGUAUGUUUACACUACUGCGUACUGCGUCUUGUAAAACAAUCCUAGCUCCUGAACCAUUCAGUGUAUGAUGUUCUUUUGGGAGUAAGAUAAUAAAGUAAACCUCCUUACUCCAAAAA
Daphnia pulicaria is the source of this 1139-nucleotide messenger RNA. Its product is annotated as testis-expressed protein 264 homolog. Gene Ontology annotation, cellular component: autophagosome membrane; endoplasmic reticulum membrane; replication fork. The record is from RefSeq and is a predicted model, not a curated record. Gene Ontology annotation, biological process: reticulophagy; protein-DNA covalent cross-linking repair. The transcript is spliced from 4 exons. The coding region runs from base 151 to 933 and encodes 260 amino acids. NCBI's taxonomy places the organism in Eukaryota, Metazoa, Arthropoda, Branchiopoda, Diplostraca, Daphniidae.